This is a messenger RNA of Podospora pseudocomata, 3414 nucleotides long. It is a transcript of the gene RAT1, whose product is annotated as 5'-3' exoribonuclease 2. The record is from RefSeq and is a predicted model, not a curated record. Gene Ontology annotation, molecular function: nucleic acid binding; 5'-3' RNA exonuclease activity. Gene Ontology annotation, biological process: nucleobase-containing compound metabolic process. The transcript is spliced from 5 exons. NCBI's taxonomy places the organism in Eukaryota, Fungi, Ascomycota, Sordariomycetes, Sordariales, Podosporaceae. The coding region runs from base 229 to 3414 and encodes 1061 amino acids. Gene Ontology annotation, cellular component: nucleus.
GGUACACGGCCUUCUCUCUACUCUUCACCAUCCAAAUCCUACAACAACGACGGGGAUUUGACCCAUCAACCACGACUAUUCCACACACAGCUGGAAGUCGUCAAUCAACUCCCGACAAGGCGAUUGACACGCGACGCUGAUGCAAUUAGGUGCGCUUGUCCCUGAAUCGCAACAAACAAACUGCCUAGCCUGUCCGGGCUGAAAUUUGUACUCGAACACCGCGUCAAGAUGGGUAUUCCCGCCGCCUUCAGGUGGCUUUCCACCAAAUAUCCCAAGAUCAUCUCCCCGGUGAUCGAGGACACCCCGAUUACGAUGGACGAUGGUGCCGUCAUCCCGGUUGACACCACCAAGCCGAACCCGAACGGCGAGGAGUUUGACAACUUGUACCUCGACAUGAACGGUAUCGUCCAUCCCUGUUCUCACCCCGAGGACAGGCCCGCGCCCAAGGAUGAGGAGGAGAUGAUGGUUGAAAUCUUCAAGUACACGGACCGUGUUGUGAACAUGGUGCGGCCGCGCAAGCUUUUGAUGAUCGCUGUCGAUGGUGUCGCUCCCAGAGCUAAGAUGAACCAGCAGCGAUCCCGUCGUUUCCGCGCCGCCCGAGAUGCCAAAGAGAAAGAGGAGGACAAGGAGAAGCUGCUCAAGAUGCUCCAGAAAGACAAGAAGAGCACCGUGCAGGUCCAGCCCGUCGAGGAGGUUGUUCAAAAGGCAUUCGAUUCCAAUUCAAUUACUCCUGGCACACCUUUCAUGGACAUCCUCGCAGCUUCUUUGCGUUACUGGUGCUCGUAUAAGCUUAACACAGAUCCUGCGUGGGCCAAAAUCAAGGUCAUCAUCUCGGAUGCCACCAUUCCUGGCGAGGGUGAGCAUAAGAUCAUGGAGUAUGUUCGAUCGCAGCGCAACUCGCCAGGCCACGACCCCAAUACUCGCCAUGUCAUCUAUGGCCUUGAUGCUGAUUUGAUCAUGUUGGGUCUUGCCACUCAUGAGCCUCAUUUCCGCGUUCUCCGUGAAGAUGUUUUUGCCCAGGACGCCAGACCUAGAUUAUGCAAGCUCUGCGGCCAAAAGGGACAUGAUGCCGCGAACUGCCGGGGAGAGGCCAAGGAAAAGGAGGGCGAAUUUGGCGAAAAGGAUAGGGCUGCCCCUCUGAAGCCUUUUAUUUGGCUCCACGUCAACAUUUUCCGCGAAUACCUCGCGGUAGAACUCAACGUUCCCGGCCUUCCGUUUGCUUUUGACCUCGAGCGUGCUAUUGACGACUGGGUGUUCAUGUGCUUCUUCGUCGGAAACGAUUUCCUCCCUCACCUGCCUGCUUUGGAAAUCCGAGAGAAUGGUAUCGAUACGCUCGUCGCCAUUUGGAAGGACAACCUACCUUCUAUGGGCGGUUACUUGACCAAAGAUGGUCAUGUCGACCUUGAGCGGGCCCAGCUUAUCAUGGCUGGCCUUGCCAAGCAAGAAGAUGCCAUUUUCCGGAGAAGAAAAGAGACCGAAGACCGGAGAGAGGCUGGUUUCAAGAGGCGGAAGCUUCAGCAAGAAAAGCAGCAGCAACGUAAUGGCCAGGGGCAGCAGGACUCGCCAUCAUACCGCAAGCGGGGGCAACCGCCGCCGGAGACCUUUGCUGCAGCGAGCAUGAACUUGAUAUCUGUGUCUAACAUUCAGAAGCCGGCUGCGCAUAGCAUCACGCAUGAUAUGGUGGUGAACCGCCAGGCGGUUGAUCAGGCCAAUGUGGCCAACAAGAGCGCUGCCAGUGUCCUCAAGAGCCAGAUACAGAGCCUUAUGAACAAGCCCAAGGAAGAGGCCCCAGCCCCCGCCGCCGAGGAAGUCAAGGAGCCCGUUGCGGAAGAGGCUCAACCAAAGUCGCCCCCGUCUGCUCUCGGCAAGCGCAAGGCCGAGCUCAUCACCGAAGCUGAUGCCAACAGUCCCGCUGCGAGCUCGGGUGCUGAGACUCCAACCUCGGGCGAAGAGGAAGCCGUCGACACGGUCAGGCUCUGGGAAGAGGGCUACGCCGACCGGUACUAUGAGCAAAAGUUCAAGGUCGACCCCAAGGACAUUGAGUUCAGGCACAAGGUUGCGCGCGCCUAUGUGGAGGGUCUCGCCUGGGUGCUGAUGUACUACUUCCAGGGCUGCCCGUCUUGGGAAUGGUUCUACCCUUACCAUUACGCGCCCUUUGCGGCGGAUUUUGUCGACCUGGGCAAGAUGACGAUCAACUUUGACAAGGGGAGGAUAUCCCGUCCGUUUGAGCAGCUGAUGAGUGUGCUUCCUGCCGCGUCGAGACAUGCCAUCCCUGAGGUCUUUCAUGAUCUCAUGACCAAUGAGGAUAGCGAGAUUAUCGACUUUUACCCGGAGGAGUUUGACAUCGAUUUGAACGGGAAGAAGAUGUCGUGGCAGGGGAUUGCGUUGUUGCCGUUUAUUGAGAUGCCGCGGUUACUGAAGGCUAUGGAGCCGAAGCAGAAGCUGCUGAGUGAGGAGGAUAGGGCGAGGAAUGAGCCCGGGAAGGAGGUGUUGAUUAUUUCGGACGCGCACCCGGUUUACGAUGAUAUUACGCAGAAGUUUUACAGCAAGAAGCCGGUGGGGGAUAAGGUGGAGAUUGAUAGUGCGUUAAGCGAGGGGUUGUCGGGGAAGAUUGAGAAGAUUGAGGGGUAUGUGCCUCAUGGGGAGCUGAGGUAUCCUUUGGAAAGGCAUACGUUUCCGGAUGUGGACUUUGAUCGGACGUUGAGUGUUCACUAUGAACUCCCCUCCAGCUCUCACAUCCACAAAUCGAUACUCCUCCGCGGCGUGAAGCUACCUCCUCCAGUUCUCGACAGGAGCGACAUUGAGAUUCUCAAGGGCAAGGGCCGCAACUCUGGACGGGGCUAUGGUGGUGUGCCCUUUCAUGGAAAUGGUGGUGGCGGCAGAGGCGGGCGUAUCAACUAUGGUCCUGGAGGUAACAACCGUGGCGGCGGCGGUGGUGGUGGGUAUAACAAUCACUACCGCGGCAACAACAAUAACAACAACCAGUCUCAGGGGUAUGGGAAUGGGUAUGGUAAUGGGGGUGGAUAUGGUGGUGGGCAACAACAGUUCCCUCCUGUUCCUCCUCCGGGCUGGCAGCCGCCGGUCCCUCCUGGGUUUCCCGGGUUUGGGCAGGGUGGUCCGCCGCCGGCGCCGCCGGGGUAUGUGCCGCCUUAUCAGCAGGGGUAUCACCAACCGCCGCCGCCGAACAGGUAUGCCAUGCCGCCGGUGCCGCCGCCGGGGGCUUAUGGUGGUGGUGGUGGGUAUGGGGGACAGGGUCAAGGGGGUUAUCAGCAGGGUCGGCAGCAUGAUCAGUAUCGGCCUCAGGGACAGCAUGAUAUGUAUCGGCCUCCUCAGGGAGGACAAGACAGGAGACGGGAUGGGGGACGGGGUGGUGGCGGUGGGGGUUAUAGGGAUAAUAGGGAUUAUCGGAGGUAA